AAUGGAUACACAAUUAUAUCAGGGCAAUGGAAUAUUUCGAAAUCAGCCCUCUUAUAAAGUGUUUAACAAAUCAUUUGAAGAUGCAGACGACACAUUGUUCACCCAGCUUAACGAGUUGGAUGUGGAUGUGUAUAAAGAGGAACAACAGACAUUCGCCACAGAGUUCGAAGAAUACUCAAGCCAAUUUGCAUGUCGAGAUCCGCGCACGCAGCAGGUUGUAGAGCGAUCAGUGUAUGAUCACACCACAGAUAAACUGCCUUUUACAUUUCCCAAUAAACAACAAUGCUAUUCAACACUAAGUCGUGAUGAGCAGGCUGCGUGCUUGCGCGUGUUGUUAGCCUGGCAGCAGAAUACCGUAGUGCAGGAGGAUGACUUUGUAAUAUGGCGUGUGACCAACAACAAGCGUUGCAAGGAGCAGGAAUUAGUUCAAAAGCACAUAUUUGAUUAUGCCAAUGCGGAGCAGGAACGCAUCUAUGCACCUAUGCAGCAAUUGGUGCUGCUCUACAGGCAAUGGUUCCAACUGAGAACAGCACGAUUGUUGAAACGAUUACCCAAUUUGAGCUACAUUACACACACAGGCCUGCCACAGCUUAGCCAGUGCAAAGGUCUUAACACCCAAACGGCCAACAUGGUCGAUAUAAAAGAGGUCUGUCGUUCAGGCCAUGUGCCGUGUUGGCCCGAAGUGCGGAUAAAACAAGAGGAACUAAGCACUUUGCGAAUACGUUUGGAGCGCUAUAGUAGUCAAGAGACUGAAACUGACAUUGUACAAACAACUAUAAGUAACGACCUGGAAAAACAGUUAGAAACAGCCCAAGAGAAUGUCUAUGUGUUACCCCUGGAUGCCUUGUUGUUGCUAUUAGCGCCAGGUGCCUAUGUAGAUUUACCUACGGAAAUGCUGCUGCAUAUACGUGAGUUGGAUGACAGUGACAACAAAUGCAUAGAGUUCCAGCAGCCCAUGCCAGCGCGACACUGCGGCUGUCAUACCAACAGUCGCAUUCUUACAGAGGCCUACAACGCAUACGCUUCAACACAAUGGCCAAGAUGUUCGCCGGAAUGCGCUGUGCAGAUUAAUAACUCUUCCACACUUGCAGAUUGUUCUCCUCCACAAACAGAACGUUUACGUGUCUACAAACUACAGCCUAUAGAUCAGCAGACUGAAACUAGAAGACAGCCGAAAAGCAACUUGUCAUUGGUUAGCUGGCGACUCCAAUGCGAAAAUUCCACGGCAGGCUUACAACUCUACACAAGUCUGCCCAUUACUGCAGUGAUCCAUAAUUUAGCUCAUCAACCAUUAGGAUGUCAUUUCAUCAAGCUGGAGAGCAAACCCGAAUGCGGCUUGGAAGCUAUGACAAAGAUUGAGCUGCUGCGUGCUUGGCUGCAAUUGAAGCUUCUUCGAACUGAGCUGGGGCACUGCACACGCAUUGCACUGCAAGAUUUUAGUCUGUUGCUGGAGCAGCCACUUAGUCUGUCUUCGCUGGAGCAACAACUGUUGGAAUACCAUCACAUUAAUUUACCACAGCUAUUGGCUCAAUUAGAGGAAUUUCUCAAGAUAUUGAGCAGUAUAGCGCCAGGCGAAUAUCUGUUGCGCUAUACCCUCAAAUACAAGGACAAGUUUCUACUUUGCCGUACAACUUCAGAGCCCGCAACUCAGUCCUUCAAGCUGCAUGACCUUUUAACAGAGACAGUACCCAGCAAGCUGCAGUAUCUAACACAAAGUUACUUGCCCAUCUUGCCACAGCUUUGUAGUAUUUGGCAUGAGCAGCAGCAAUUGCUACCCUGCGCCUUUCCACCCAAGAAAAAAGGUGUUAAAUUGAAACCAAAAGUGGAGCCGCAACCCGAGUUGGUGCAGCGCACAAGUAAACCAAAGAACAAAUCUACAACAAAGCGUAAGCUACACAAGAUCAAUCAAAAAAGAAGAAAACGAGCUGCACUCAAGGCACAGCAAGAUGAGGACAAAAAGUUGGAACAAAUUAUGCAUCUAUAAAUAAUAAUAUAUAUA
Messenger RNA from Drosophila busckii, 1999 nucleotides. RefSeq names its product little elongation complex subunit 2 (gene Ice2). Gene Ontology annotation, biological process: positive regulation of transcription by RNA polymerase III; snRNA transcription by RNA polymerase III; snRNA transcription by RNA polymerase II. Lineage: Eukaryota; Metazoa; Arthropoda; Insecta; Diptera; Drosophilidae. The record is from RefSeq and is a predicted model, not a curated record. Bases 2 to 1984 code for a protein of 660 amino acids. Gene Ontology annotation, cellular component: transcription elongation factor complex. The transcript has a single exon.